Choloepus didactylus (southern two-toed sloth) is the source of this 2356-nucleotide messenger RNA. Its product is annotated as transcription elongation factor, mitochondrial-like. Gene Ontology annotation, molecular function: nucleic acid binding; DNA polymerase processivity factor activity. Gene Ontology annotation, cellular component: mitochondrial nucleoid. The record is from RefSeq and is a predicted model, not a curated record. Lineage: Eukaryota; Metazoa; Chordata; Mammalia; Pilosa; Megalonychidae. Gene Ontology annotation, biological process: mitochondrial transcription; transcription elongation by mitochondrial RNA polymerase.
AUGAACGUUCCUAGUUUCCUCGUAGCGGGAGGGAGAUGGAGAUGCUUUCCAAUUCCACUGAGGUCACUGCUGUUUCAGACACUACAUAAUUCCUGCUGUCGGGAAAAAUCCACUGCAACUAAGAAAAUUACUCCCAACAUUGCUUUUUGUGAUGGAAAUACAAAGGAGUGUGGAAAUGCAUUUGACAAACUCUUCUCUUUGGAACAGCAGGCUUCCAUCUUGCAUGUGUUGAAUACAGCAUCUAAUAAAGAACUUGAAGCCUUCAAAUUGCUACGUGGAAGAAAGUCCAUCAAUAUUGUACACUACAGAGAAAAGUUUGGGCCAUUUCAGAAUUUGGAGAGUUUAAUGAAUGUGCCCUUUUUUCAGUAUAAGACUACCAUUCAAGUUUGUAACUCCAUUCUCUGUCCAGAUACAAGGGGGAAAAAAAGAAAAUCACAGGAAAAUCGGCUCUUGGGAAAGCUCCUCAAACCAGAUAUAGGAAGAGAGAGACUAAAGGCAGUUAAUAGUAUCGUAUCAAUUGUUUUUGGUACUCGAAGAAUUGCCUGGGCUCACCUUGAUCGCAAAUUGACAGUACUGGUGCAACAAGAUGAAUGUUGUAGAUUAUUGAAAGGAACAUACCCAUCAUCUGUCUAUUUAGAACAGAUUUCUUCAUUCAUUUCAAAGAUGCCUAAAGCUGAUUUCUAUAUUCUGGAAAAAACAGGACUUUCAACUCAGAACUCGUCUCUGUUUCCUAUACUGUUGCAUUUUCAUAUCAUAGAAGCCAUGCUGUACGCUUUAUUAAAUAAAACAUUUGCCCAGGAUGGCCAGCAUCAGGUGCUAAGCAUGAACAGAAAUGCAGUAGGGAAGCACUUUGAACUGAUGAUCACUGACACACGGACUAGUGGAAAAGAACUAGUGAAGCAGUUUCUCUCAGAGUCUGUACUGAAGGCAGAGCCUCGGGUAUUCUUCCCAUUGGAUAAAGUAGUCCGCUACAGACAGAUGUUUUCAUCUACUGAACAAAACAGAGUAGAAGAGUUAUAUGAUUCAUUAUUACAAGCUAUUGCAUUCUAUGAGUUAGCAGUUUUUGAUGCUGAGCCUUAAAAUUCUGAGGUUAAUGCAUCACCAGUUCUAAUGUUAUAUUAAUUUUAUAUUUAUUAGCCCUAAAAUUGUAAAAUCAACUGUUUUUGAACUUCCAUGUUGAUGCAGGAGAAAACACAUUUGAGUGUUGUGAUUUGAAGCUAUAUAUGCCCCAGAAUAACAUGUUCUUAAACCUAAUCCAUUUCUGUGGGUAUGAACCCAUUUUAGGUAGAAUCUUUUUGAUGAGGUUACUUCAGGAAAGGUGUGGCCUGGCCCACCUCAAUCUGAUGGGUCUUAAUCCUAUUACUCGAGUUCCUUAUAAGCAGAAUGAAAUUCAGACAGACAGAAAGCCACAGGAAGCAUGAAGCUGAACAUCAUAACCGGGAAGUGAAGGGAGACCAGGAGAUGCUGUUCCUUGCCAUCUGACAAACUAAGGACCAAAGAUCAUCAGCGGCAAGCCCCAGAACACCACGGUCUUCAGGAAGAAUGCAUCACCUUGAUGAUGCCUUGAUUUGGACUUUUCCCUAGCCCAAACCAUAAGUGAAUAAGUUCCCAUUGAUUAACCCAACACAUUUCAUGGUAUUUGCUUGAGCAGCCCAGGAAACUAAUGCAAGUGUAUUUUAGAUGUUCUUAAGUCAGACUUCAGAUGGUUGAAUAGCCAAAGCUGUUGUGAGACGCUGUGCCUUUUAGGUUUAAGUGUAUACAAUAAAUGCCCCCCAAACAAAAAAAUUAUAUCCCCUUAAAAGCAAAUACCAUAUAUACUAAGGAUUUGCAUCGUUACCAUAUUGUGUAAAUAGGGAGUAAUGAUUUUUCUGGAUGGCACUCCUUGUAGGAAUAAAAGCUAAAGAUAAUUGUUAACACAACUUGUGGAAUCAUCUCUUAUUCCAUAGGUAGAAUGUGGUUUGAUGCCCUGCUCCCAAAAUGUGAUUUUCAUCAGCUCAAUCUUAUCAAACCCAGAACAAACAAGCUCUGUCUAAUAGGUUCAUUUUUUUUUUUUUUACUUUGAAAUAUCUCACUUGAAAGACUAUCUUUUGAUAAAAGAGCACUUAUUUUUUUUCCCCAUACCUCUCCAUUUUUCAUUCUGUCUACCUUAGUUCAGAACCUCAUUGUAUCUCACCCGUACUAUUGGAAUAGACUUCUAAGUGGUCUCUCAGCCUCUGCAUUCACACUUCCAAUCAAUAUUUUACACUGCUGUGAGAAUACACUUCAAGUGACUCCAUUGUUCAAAACCCUUCUAAGGCUUUGAACAUUACGUUUUGUUGUUGUUUUGUGUACUUUUAUUUUAAUAAAGCAUAAUGAU